UCACGAGUUCGAGCGAAUGAUAUGGAUCACCAUGGGGGAGCCCUAGAAAUUGAAAAGAGUGACCUUUUUCCCUCCCAAAAAGCGCCAAAGGUGAGCCCUAGAAAUUGAACACGCGGAUUCUCGGGGACCAAAAUCACUGCAACAACCAUGUCCCAUGGUAAUCCUUCUCAGCUUCUCCCAUCAGAGCUAAUCGAUCGGUGCAUUGGAUCAAAGAUAUGGGUUAUAAUGAAAGGGGAUAAGGAGCUCGUUGGAACACUUAGGGGCUUUGAUGUCUAUGUCAAUAUGGUCCUGGAAGAUGUCACUGAAUAUGAAAUCACGGCUGAAGGGCGGAGAAUAACGAAACUUGAACAGAUUUUACUCAAUGGAAACAAUAUUGCCAUUCUGGUUCCUGGGGGUUCUCCUGAAUGACAUGCUCCCCCUAAAAUGCUGCCUCUUAAGCAGCAGAUAUGGCAAAUGGGAGACCCUAAUCCCUCCAUCAUUGAAACUAACAGUAUCAAAAGGGGUUAUUUGCUGGUGUUUUAUGGUCCGAUGACACGAGUGUAUGUUGUUUAGGGGGAGAUGAAUAGGUUUAUCAGAUCCAUUCUGUGGUUUAUUCACUCUUUUGGUAAUGAUUAUAUUGCUUGUCUUGAGGCUUGUAAUUUUAAUUUGCCUCUCUUUGAAUCUUGUGAGGGAAUCUAGAACCAGAAUGUAGCCUUGUAUUGAGAAAUCUGUCUCGUAAGAUAAAUCAACAACUCAUCUUAAUGUUCGAACUGUACCUUUCUUAGAAACAGUGAAGUAACAGAUUCAGCUUGGAAAAUUGAAGCGUU
Molecule: messenger RNA, 806 nt
Organism: Amborella trichopoda
Lineage: Eukaryota; Viridiplantae; Streptophyta; Magnoliopsida; Amborellales; Amborellaceae
Gene: SAD1
Product: Small nuclear ribonucleoprotein family protein
Biological process (GO): mRNA splicing, via spliceosome
Cellular component (GO): U4/U6 x U5 tri-snRNP complex; Lsm1-7-Pat1 complex; U6 snRNP
Molecular function (GO): RNA binding
Source: RefSeq, a predicted model, not a curated record